Miscanthus lutarioriparius is the source of this 183-nucleotide messenger RNA. The record is from the annotation of a GenBank genome assembly. Lineage: Eukaryota; Viridiplantae; Streptophyta; Magnoliopsida; Poales; Poaceae.
AUGGCCUUCUCGCCCCCGCUGAUCGACUGGGAGGCGGAGAGCUACCCCGCCUACCCAGACUUCGCGGCCAUUCCCUUUUUCGUCGUCUUCUUCCUCGUCGUCCGUUUCUUCCUCGACCGCUUCGUAUUCGAGGUUGUUGUUUUUCCCGCUCAUUUUUUCCCUGUCAUUUUCAGCGAUGCUUGA